Molecule: messenger RNA, 1555 nt
Organism: Hemibagrus wyckioides
Lineage: Eukaryota; Metazoa; Chordata; Actinopteri; Siluriformes; Bagridae
Gene: ttc9c
Product: tetratricopeptide repeat domain 9C
Exons: 4
Coding region: 143-811 (222 amino acids)
Molecular function (GO): protein binding
Source: RefSeq, a predicted model, not a curated record
CGGUAAGUGUCCGAGCUUAGCAGACAGCUGCACACUAUAAACGAAGAACGACGAAAUUUCUAGCGCUUUUAAUCACUUUUGAUUUCUUAAACCGGAUCUGUCAUAGGAAGUGCAUUAUUUAACCAACUGUAGCCUUACACUAAUGGACAAUAAGGAAACUGAUGCAGUUGAUGAUGGAGCCUCAGAGGGAGAGAGCUGCUCUGCAUCAUGCAUGGGUGCUACCGGAGGCUCAGACUCGCGGGUGGACUUCCAGCUGUCUGAAGCCGUGCGCUUAAAAACGGAGGGUAAUGCAUUUUACCGGGAAAAGAAUAUCCGCAGUGCCAUAGGACGUUAUCACCGUGCCUUGCUUGUGCUUCGUGGUCUGGACUCAGAAGUGACGUCUAGUCUUAAGGCCUUUAGACCCCAGUCUCCCACCCUCACACCAGAGCAAGAGGAAUUGUUCAGGAGCACACAGAUUGACUGCUAUAACAACCUAGCAGCAUGCUUACUGCAGCGUGAAGUUGUGGACUAUGCCCGUGUGCAGGAGUACAGUUUAAAGGUACUGAAGUGGAGGGCUGGAGAUAUUAAAGCCUUGUACAGAGCUGGAGUAGCCACCCUGGAGCUGGGAGAUGCUCAAACUGCUCGACAAUACCUCCUCCAGGCCAGCAGAGGGAAACCAAAUGAUGCCAAUGUGAAGAAACAGCUCCAGCGAGUGGAAGAGAGGCUCAGUAAAGACUAUGAAAAGGAGAAAGCUCUCUACAAAGGCAUGUUCAGUAAACAGAAACAGGCAGAUGAAGAGGAAACUGCAGAGGAAAAUCCAAGCCAAGCGUGAGAAGCUCUGAAGAUUUGCACUAGCUGAAAAGAUGCAGAACGAAACUGAAAAGAGGAUGGCUUACCAAAAUGUGGGAUACAUGUUGCCCAGGGCAUGGAAUAUGCAACCCCAGUAAGGGUUUUAAUGAGAGUACUGAUAUCUUGCCAAGACUGUAUUAGAAUAUGGCCAGAGUGUUAUGACUGGGCAGUGAAAAUUAAAAGCCUUAUAAGUCCAUUAACUGUGGCUCAAUCAGAUAACAGUUAACUGCGGUUCGGGUUUCAGUUUCCUCUGUUUAAAUGUUUAUACGAUCACAUGAAAGCUUGUCAUCGUUCAGCACUGUUAUAUAAUACAUUUCUUUUGAUUUUCCUUUUUAAUUUAAACUUCAUCUUGGAAUAAUAUUGGGAUCUAAAUAAAUCUCAGCAAGGCUGCAGAUGGCAAGGUUCCAAUUGUUGUGCCAUGGUGAGUCAUUUCAUUAAGCAUACGCUGUAUAAUAGUCUUAGCACUCACAGCAAGAAGGUCCUGGGUUCGAAUCCCGUGUUGAAACAGGCAGGGGCGUUUCUGUGUGGAGUUCUUCCUGUGCCUGCGUGGGUUUACUCCAGUUUCCUCCCACAGUCCAAAAACGUACAUUAGGUUGAUUGGUAAUUCUAAAUUGCCCAUAGGAGUGAGUGUGAGUGUGUGUGGCUGGCUGUCUGUCUAUAUAUGUGGCCCUGCGACGGACUGGCGACCUGUCCAGGGUGUACCCCUGCCUUUCAUCCAGUGUGCACU